AUGUGCAGUCAAGAGUUUUAUAAUGAGCUGGUUUCUUGUGGAAAUGCUUGUAAUAUUCCUGUUGACGAGCCGGUAAAAUAUGAAUCCGAUUGUGAAAUAGGCAAUCAUCCAAUAAACCUCGGUGGAGGAGGAACAAUUGGAGGUAUCUCAUUAGGAUCACUGAUAACAUUGGUAUUACUUGCUUGA
This is a messenger RNA of Funneliformis geosporum, 186 nucleotides long. Lineage: Eukaryota; Fungi; Glomeromycota; Glomeromycetes; Glomerales; Glomeraceae. The record is from the annotation of a GenBank genome assembly.